AUGGCCUCCUGGUUUGGGGGGAGCGCGGGCCCCGACCCCCUCAUGGUCCUGCUGGUGAUUAUCUUGCUGGCGCGCUUCAUUCUGUGGUCCUGCCUCGGGAGGUACAUUGACUACAGACUGGCCCGGCGGCAGCAGCCCCCCAAACCCAAGGAGGACUAG
This is a messenger RNA of Eptesicus fuscus (big brown bat), 159 nucleotides long. RefSeq names its product small integral membrane protein 38 (gene SMIM38). The transcript has a single exon. The coding region runs from base 1 to 159 and encodes 52 amino acids. NCBI's taxonomy places the organism in Eukaryota, Metazoa, Chordata, Mammalia, Chiroptera, Vespertilionidae. The record is from RefSeq and is a predicted model, not a curated record.